Eremothecium sinecaudum is the source of this 2217-nucleotide messenger RNA. RefSeq names its product cullin CUL3 (gene CUL3). NCBI's taxonomy places the organism in Eukaryota, Fungi, Ascomycota, Saccharomycetes, Saccharomycetales, Saccharomycetaceae. Gene Ontology annotation, biological process: protein ubiquitination; ubiquitin-dependent protein catabolic process. Gene Ontology annotation, cellular component: Cul3-RING ubiquitin ligase complex. Gene Ontology annotation, molecular function: ubiquitin protein ligase binding. Bases 1 to 2217 code for a protein of 738 amino acids. The record is from RefSeq and is a predicted model, not a curated record. The transcript has a single exon.
AUGUCCUCUUCAAAGCGAGUGAAAAUUAGGGCGCCUACGCAGUCGUUAUGCUCGCACGAUUUAGACCUGGAUAGUUCUUGGCCGGUGCUAGAUUCUGCAAUUGACACGAUCUAUGAGGAAAAGCAGUCAGCUAUUUCGUUUGAGAUACACUACAGGAUAGUGUACAGCUUAGUGAUCAGGAAAUAUGGUGAACAACUACUAGGUAAAGUUAAGCAAAAGCUGAGAGAAAGGAUGGAAAUGCUUUAUUGUACCAGGUUUGAGGUUGACUUGGGAUCUAUGGAAUUCUUGAAGCAGGUAGAUGAAACGUGGAAUCAUCAGCGCUCAUGCCUAAAAAUGGUCAGUGAUCUUAUGCUGUAUAUGGAUCGGGAUUUAUCUUGGAGGAGUAUAGAAACGAAUGUCUAUGACCUGGGUAUGGAACUGUUUAGAGAUAUUGUAGUUAAGCCAAUCACUGACAAACUUGUUGAUUCCAUCAUUGAAGAAAUUAAUCGUGCAAGGAAGUCGCUAGAUUGCAUUGAUACUAUAAUGGUCGCUAGGGUUACUAAUAUGAUGAAAGUUCUAUCAGAGCAAAGGGAGACGCUGUAUAAGUUGUACUUUGAACCUAGCCUAUUGAAGGAUGUCAGACGUUACUAUUCUGAAUGGCGGCAAGGUUUCGAUUCGAAUGCCCUUGAAUAUAUUCAAGAAGUUAAGGACUUGCUAAAUCAUGAGCUCUGUGUAUAUGAGCACAUAACUGGCGGGGAAUCUGCUACAAAAGCGCAUAAACUAAUGAAAAUUGUACUAAUAUCCGAAAACAUCAACUUUGUGCUUGAACAUAGUGUCCAUGAUUGUUUUAAGAGAGGUGAUGAAGAUAAUCUCGCUCUAAUAAUAGAUCUAUGUAAGGAUCCAGAAGAUCAGCAGCACUUGUUAGAUGUAUUGUCACGAAGCGUUGUGGAAGACGUAAUGAAGACAAGGGAGGAUAGCUCAGGAAAAAAGAAGACUGAGUCAUCUUUAAUGUGGGUGAAGGGCCUUGUUAAGGUUAAAGAAGACUAUUCUCGUAUAUUUCAGAAACCAGAAUUUAAUCAUGGUCCGUUCCUUAAAACUGUAACUGAUGCCCUUGCAAAGGUCAUAAAUGAGCAGCCGCAAAGGGCCGUCGAAUGUAUCUCAACUACCAUUGAUAGUUUUCUAAGAACUAAUGUGACCCUAGGGAAAGAAUUUCAGUCAUUAAUGCAAGACUGCAUUUCCUUGUUUGUAUUGAUGAGAGAUAAAGAUUUGUUUGAAUUAUACUACAAGCAGCAGCUAUCAAAAAGAUUAAUACAAAAAAGGUCUUCAUUGCCACUAGAGCACUGGAUAAUUAGCAAGAUGACGCAUAAAGUUGGGAUUGAUUUUACGGCUAAACUGGAAGGUAUGUUUAGAGACAUAAACGUUUCACUGGAUUACGAUCGCAAAUUUAAAGCAUCUCAUGAUGAUAUAGACAUUGACUAUCAGGUGGAGGUCCUAACUCCCACGUUUUGGCCAUUCCAGUCGAUAGAAACAUCAAUUCAAGACAUAGUCCUCCCACAAGAGCUAGAUGAGCUCAGAGUUGCGUACGAAAACUUCUAUUUAGGUAACCAUUCUGGACGAACUUUGAAGUGGGCAGGCCACCUGGGGUUUAUGGAAUUAGGUUUUCAUUUUAACACAACUUACCACGAAUUGAGCAUGUCAGUAUACGCGGCUGUUAUUCUGCUCCUAUUCAAUAACUACAGCGAGCUGUCUAUGCAAGAUAUUCAGGAUCUUACCCAUAUUCCAGAACAAGAACUCCUACGUCAGCUCGUUUCGCUGGCAACUGCUCCUAGGUCUCGUAUAUUAAAAAAGAAUCCUCCCACAAAGACUGUGAAGUCAACGGACAAGUUUUCCAUAAACUAUGACUUUACAGCGCCUACCACCAAGGUCAAAGUUACCACCGUAAUACUAAAAAACGAUCCAACAUCCUCUCAAGGAGGACUUAAACCAGCAGCCAAUAAAUCUCUGGAAAAGGAGCUCGAGCACGAUCGUAUUCAGGUGCUCAGUGCUGCGAUAGUAAGGAUUAUGAAGUCAGAGAAGAAACUGCUGAAUAAAGAACUAUACGAGAAGGUGAGCCGGUCCGCUACAAACGUAAACUUCGAAAUCACUAAUCAGCUGUUUGACAAAAGCAUCAGCAACUUGAUCGAAAAAGAGUAUAUGCAAAAGAAUCCCGAAGAUCCUAUGAUGUUCCAUUACUUAUAG